Messenger RNA from Fusarium vanettenii 77-13-4, 321 nucleotides. RefSeq lists its product as uncharacterized. The record is from RefSeq and is a predicted model, not a curated record. The transcript has a single exon. NCBI's taxonomy places the organism in Eukaryota, Fungi, Ascomycota, Sordariomycetes, Hypocreales, Nectriaceae. The annotation marks the transcript as partial.
GGCUCCAUCCCCAUCCUCGAGCCUGGCGUUCUCAUCCUCACCAAGAUGAAGCGCUCAGCGCAAUACAUCGGAAGUACGCGACCCCAGUCGGUGAGCAAGUACAACUCCGACGUCCGAGACAUUGUUCACCUGCUCCACUGGCUUCGAACAAACGAAAAGAAAGUCGACUUCAUCGGCUACGACGCGGCAUCGCCCCAGAGACUCUACGAUGCAGUUCGGAAGAUGCGGAGUCAUUGGAGAACUACGGGCCAAAGCACCAAUGUCCAGCUGCUGGAUGAUGCGCUCGAAGCAAACGACAAAGCUAUCAUCGUGGGCAACUAG